This is a messenger RNA of Acanthocheilonema viteae, 3966 nucleotides long. The record is from the annotation of a GenBank genome assembly. Lineage: Eukaryota; Metazoa; Nematoda; Chromadorea; Rhabditida; Onchocercidae.
AUGAUGUACCGUUUCGAUGUUUUACUCUUACAAAUUUGUUCGCUAUUUGUCGACACAGUUUCGCAAAUAAUGAUGACACGACAUGCGCUACGAACAAUUCAAGACAAUGUCAAAAUUCCUUCUCUACAUCCGCCGAUAUUGAAGGCUUCAUCACAUGAAGGUUAUAUUAUGGAAUCAGCAGAAAUGGGUACCACAGUUAGAAUUUCUCCUUCUCCAUUUUCAGAUUCACUUCAAAUCACUAUUUACGACAAUGAUCUGAAGCCUGGCAUGCCUCCAGCCGUUUAUGAAUACAUACUAACGGGACCAGGCUCAUCCAUAUUUGCUGUUGAUCAAAGAGGCUAUGUCUAUUUAAAUGUGCCAUAUGUAAGUGCUGACCCUCCAAAUCCAUCAACGUACCAGCUUCAUAUAGAAGCUCGAGAAGUAAAUACGACGCCAAUUCGUAGUAGCGAACCAAUAUCAGUAAUAAUACACGUUAUGGAUAUCAAUAAUAAUCCUCCACGCUUCAGUUCCUCUGUUUAUGUAGCGAAUGUUAGUGCCAGUGGUACUGAUCGUCCUGUCAUACAGAUUCAUGCAACAGAUAAUGAUGUCGGUAAGAAUGCGCAAAUAAGUUAUCAUUUGGUAUCAGUAAGUGGUGGAGCACACAACAAUUUUUGGUACGAUAGUAACGCACAUCAAUUAAAUGUUGUUGGAAAUUUAAAAGCUGGUGAACGAUAUGAAGUUGUGCUGAAAGCAUUCGAUGAUGGCGGCCUUUCAAGUCAAGCACUUAUAAUUGUUUAUGCUGUACCUGACAAUUUUCAAGAAGUAACAGUGCUUGAUCAAAAAAAGGCGUCAAGCGAACGAAAUCAGAUAAUCGGUUUGACUAUAUCUUGUCAUCGUCAUCGGUGUAAAGCGCUAGUCAUCGAUCAAUGGUAUACGAAACAACUUGAAAGACUUUCACGAAGGUGGCAAGUCGAAAGUGUCGAUUCAUUUGAAGCCAUCCAAACUUACGUUACUGAAAUAAGCGAAGCAACUCCACCGUAUUCCAUUAUUAUUACACUUGGAGAUGAUUCAACAAAGGGACAGAUGUAUCAUACGAUUACGGAUGGAAACGAGGAUAACAAAUUUGCGAUUAGCAGCGAGAUUGGAACUUUAAUUACGAUAAACUCGUUUGAUAGAGAAGAAGCGUCACUUUACAGUUUGCAAAUCGAAACACGCUCUUUAAAUUCAGAUCAACAUUUGUACUGGACAAUUGUCCAGGUUGCUAUAGCGGAUAUCAAUGAUAAUGCUCCAAUAUUCAUUGAUCCGCAGCCAAUCAGAUUGCGUGUUGAAAUCAGUGAUGUACUCAAUCUUGCGCCAAAUACGUAUGUGGGACAAGUAAACGUAAAAGAUCCGGAUGAUGGCAAUAACGGACGUGUGGCACUAAAAAUUGCACCUCCCAUGGAUAAAUUGUUUUCAAUAAAUGAUAGCGGUGUUAUAACGGUAAAUGGUGAUCUGUUGAGUGGACAUUUUGGUGAACAUCGAAUGACUGUUAUUGCCACUGAUUACGGUGACCCACCUCUUGAAACUCGAAUCAAUAUAAUCACUAAUAUUGAAAAUGCUCUACAAAGUGCAUCAACGAAUUCUACUCAGCUAUCAACAGAAUCGAGUAGUCUAAAGCGUAUAAAUUUAACGCCGAAUAGUAUCAAUUCCCCCCAAAACAUGCAGUUCACAUCCGAUUCUGCAAUACCAGCAACCGUGCAAACGGCAACAGAAAGUCCAACUCUGCGAUUUGCGCCCGUGUUCGAUCCGUCUGAGAUUACGGUUACUGUCAAAGAAAAUCAAGCAAACAUUGAAUUGGUUAAGCUUCAUGCUUAUUAUAUGGAUAAUAAACCUGGAAGCAUCACAUAUGUUAUGCUUUCAGGAGAUCCAUCGCUUUUCAAUGUGAACAGUUUUACCGGCUCUCUCCAUUUGCUCCGUCCGCUAGAUAUGGAGGAAGAAACGUCAUAUGAAAUUCGAGUUGGUACUGCUGAGGCGGUCGUCUUGUUUACGGAGCCAAAUUCUCCGCACACAGUUCUGGUUACUGUAAAUGUUGUAGAUAUCAAUGAUUGGAUACCAAAUUUUGAACUUCAUAGCUAUAAAUUUAAAGUGAAUGCAGAUGCCAAACUCGGCACAACUAUUGGUCAAAUUGCGCCGAAUAAUGAAAUUUUUUAUCGGAUCAAAGAAAGCAACACUAAUGAAUCAUACAUUAAUGUAGAUCCCAAAAGCGGUUUACUAACUGUCAAAAAAGAUCUUCAUUUACUCGCAAAUAAAAAAAUUUCGUUAAAUAUAGAAGCAGAAGAUGGCGGUACACCAAAACAGUCUAGCAAAACGUUUGCUUUAAUUGAUGUUGAACCUGAAGAAAUUGUCAUUUUGACGGGAAGGCCAUCAACGUUUGAUUCUUCUAGCAGCAAUAAGCUGCAAUUCUCACAACGAAAUUACUCCUCUUCUCUAUUGGAAUCAGUCCAGCCGUCACAUUUAUUGCUUGUUUUACCAGUGCUUAACAAACCAACAAAUGAGCGUUUCACAACUUGUUCAAUCAUUUCCGGUAAUUACGGAGGAGUCUUUAGCAUUUCAACCGAUUCCGAAGGUAAUUGCGAGCUUCAAACCCAAGCGCUACUGGACCGAGAAACAGUAGACUAUUAUCAAUUAAAUGUAAGCGUAAAAACAGAACAGCGAGUGGACUAUGCCAUUGUGCAUGUAACUGUUUUCGAUACAAAUGACAAUGCUCCAGAAUUCAUUCCCAAUAAUGAUGAAUAUAAUGGAUAUUUUGCGGCAUUGUCCACUGAUGCCUCUUCAUUUGCCUUUAUUAUCACCGUGCAGGCUAAGGAUGCUGAUCUAGGAAACAACAGUGCUGUUAUGUAUUCAUUGGAUCCGUUUUCAAUGGAUUCGAAAUAUUUCAUGAUUGAUCCGAUCGGUGGAAAAAUUCAAACAAAAAUAAGUGCAACACAAAUGAUGGAAAACAGUCAGAAAAAUUAUUUUAUUUUUCGAGUUAUCGCUUGUGACUCUCCUCUUGCUGGAAAGAAAUUAUGUUCCAAAGCGGAAAUAUUCGUGAAUAUAAUCAGUGACUCAAAUCGAUUCAUUCUGUCAGUCCUUAAUACUGAACCACGCUAUCUCAAAACUGUUGAAAGGGAGAUUGCAAAAGUAUUGAGUGAAUUCACUGAUCCAUGUAAGCUGCUUCUUUUGGAAAGUGUAGAAGAAAACCAAAAUAAUAUAAAGAAGCAGAGACAGGUCAAUAUGCGCUGGUAUGCUGUGAAUCCAAUAACAAAAACAAGCUGCAAAGUUGAUGAGUACAGCAAACUUUUCGAUAAUACAACGAUAAGGACAAUUGCUAAAAAAUUGAAACCACAAAUUGUUAUUGGUGAAAUUCGCAACCAGUUAAAAAGUGUGCUUAGCGAAAAUGCGAUGCUUUUUACAAAUUUCAAAACUACUUCUGUUGCAAUGAUUGUACUAGCAGUGACCAUAACAGUUGGAGCAUUGAUUGGAAUAUGUGCUAUAUGUUUGUGCUACACACGACAUCGAAUAGAGCAACAUUCCAAACAUGAAUAUCCAAAUAUUAAUCAAAUUCCAAAAUUUGGUACCAUAUUUUUGCCAAAUGGACCAGUUGGAAGCUCUCAUGAUAUGCUUUAUGAAACCCAGAUGCUUGAAAUGCCAAUUGGAGAGGAAGAGAGUAUGGUGAAAACAAUAGGAAAUGGAGGUGGAAUAACCAUUGAUACACACGGGAUAUUAUGUUCCAGUAGAUACGAUUUAGAUGUUGAACAGAGUUAUCACCAGAAUUUUGUUCAGAAUGCAUUAACUGAUAAAAGAAAAUUUUCUAUUGAAGAAAACAUAUUUACAAUCAAUAAACGAAACGACCUACAUUCGCAAAAGAGCAAAAGGAUGCAGGAAAUGGUGAUACCCAAUCCAGAUUAUCCCAUGGGUCAAAAGAAAAGUGUUUUUUAGAUAUUGCACACGCAGCAGGAAGACUCUUAA